Messenger RNA from Nematostella vectensis (starlet sea anemone), 2472 nucleotides. RefSeq names its product TRIO and F-actin-binding protein-like. The transcript has a single exon. The record is from RefSeq and is a predicted model, not a curated record. NCBI's taxonomy places the organism in Eukaryota, Metazoa, Cnidaria, Anthozoa, Actiniaria, Edwardsiidae. The coding region runs from base 1 to 2472 and encodes 823 amino acids.
AUGGGGAGAGCGAGCCCGAGAGAGCAAGCCCGAGAGAGCAAGCCCGAGAGAGCAAGCCCGGAGGAGAGCAAGCCCGAGGAGAGCGAGCCCGAGAGAGCAAGCCCGGGGAGAGCGAGCCCGAGAGAGCGAGCCCGAGAGAGCAAGCCCGAGAGAGCGAGCCCGAGAGAGCGAGCCCGAGAGAGCAAGCCCGAGAGAGCAAGCCCGGAGAGAGCAAGCCCGAGGAGAGCAAGCCCGAGGAGAGCAAGCCCGGGGAGAGCGAGCCCGAGAGAGCAAGCCCGAGAAAGCGAGCCCGAGAAAGCGAGCCAGAGAGAGCAAGCCCGAGAAAGCGAGCCCGAGAGAGCAAGCCCGAGAGAGCGAGCCCGAGAGAGCGAGCCCGAGAGAGCAAGCCCGAGAAAGCGAGCCCGAGAGAGCAAGACGGAGAGAGCGAGCCCGAGAGAGCGAGCCCAAGAGAGCAAGCCCGAGAGAGCAAGCCCGAGAGAGCGAGCCCGAGACAGCGAGCCCGAGAGAGCAAGCCCGGAGAGAGCAAGCCCGAGGAGAGCAAGCCCGAGGAGAGCAAGCCCGGGGAGAGCGAGCCCGAGAGAGCAAGCCCGAGAAAGCGAGCCCGAGAAAGCGAGCCCGAGAGAGCAAGCCCGAGAAAGCGAGCCCGAGAGAGCAAGCCCGAGAGAGCGAGCCCGAGAGAGCGAGCCCGAGAGAGCAAGCCCGAGAAAGCGAGCCCGAGAGAGCAAGACGGAGAGAGCGAGCCCGAGAGAGCGAGCCCAAGAGAGCAAGCCCGAGAGAGCAAGCCCGAGAGAGCGAGCCCGAGAGAGCGAGCCCGAGAGAGCAAGCCCGGAGAGAGCAAGCCCGAGGAGAGCAAGCCCGAGGAGAGCAAGCCCGGGGAGAGCGAGCCCGAGAGAGCAAGCCCGAGAAAGCGAGCCCGAGAAAGCGAGCCCGAGAGAGCAAGCCCGAGAAAGCGAGCCCGAGAGAGCAAGCCCGAGAGAGCGAGCCCGAGAGAGCGAGCCCGAGAGAGCAAGCCCGAGAAAGCGAGCCCGAGAGAGCAAGACGGAGAGAGCGAGCCCGAGAGAGCGAGCCCAAGAGAGCAAGCCCGAGAGAGCAAGCCCGAGAGAGCGAGCCCGAGAGAGCGAGCCCGAGAGAGCGAGCCCGAGAGAGCGAGCCCGAGAGAGCAAGCCCGGGGAGAGCGAGCCCGAGAGAGCGAGCCCGGGGAGAGCGAGCCCGAGAGAGCGAGCCCGAGAGAGCGAGCCCGAGAGAGCGAGCCCGAGAGAGCGAGCCCGAGAGAGCGAGCCCGAGAGAGCAAGCCCGAGAGCCGAGAGAGCAAGCCCAAGAGAGCAAGCCCGAGAGAGCAAGCCCGGAGAGAGCAAGCCCGAGGAGAGCAAGCCCGGUGAGAGCGAGCCCGAGAGAGCAAGCCCGAGAAAGCGAGCCCGAGAGAGCGAGCCCGAGAGAGCAAGCCCGAGAAAGCGAGCCCGAGAGAGCGAGCCCGAGAGAGCAAGCCCGAGAGAGCAAGCCCGGAGAGAGCAAGCCCGAGGAGAGCAAGCCCGAGGAGAGCAAGCCCGGGGAGAGCGAGCCCGAGAGAGCAAGCCCGAGAAAGCGAGCCCGAGAAAGCGAGCCCGAGAGAGCAAGCCCGAGAAAGCGAGCCCGAGAGAGCGAGCCCGAGAGAGCGAGCCCGAGAGAGCGAGCCCGAGAGAGCGAGCCCGAGAGAGCAAGCCCGAGAAAGCGAGCCCGAGAGAGCAAGCCCGGAGAGAGCGAGCCCGAGAGAGCGAGCCCAAGAGAGCAAGCCCGAGAGAGCGAGCCCGAGAGAGCAAGCCCGAGAGAGCGAGCCCGAGAGAGCGAGCCCGAGAGAGCAAGCCCGGGGAGAGCGAGCCCGAGAGAGCGAGCCCGGGGAGAGCGAGCCCGAGAGAGCGAGCCCGAGAGAGCGAGCCCGAGAGAGCGAGCCCGAGAAAGCAAGCCCGAGAGCCGAGAGAGCAAGCCCAAGAGAGCAAGCCCGAGAGAGCAAGCCCGGAGAGAGCAAGCCCGAGGAGAGCAAGCCCGAGGAGAGCAAGCCCGAGAGAGCGAGCAAGAGAGAGCAAGCCCGAGAGAGCGAGCCCAAGAGAGCGAGCCCGAGAGAGCGAGCCCGAGAGAGCAAGCCCGAGAGAGCGAACCCGAGAGAGCAAGCCCGGGGAGAGCGAGCCCGAGAGAGCAAGCCCGGGGAGAGCGCGCCCGAGAGAGCAAGCCCGAGAGAGCGAGCCCGAGAGAGCGAGCCCGAGAGAGCAAGCCCGGGGAGAGCGAGCCCGAGAGAGUGAGACCGUGAGAGCGAGCCCGAGAGAGCAAGCCCGGGGAGAGCGAGCCCGAGGCCGUUGCGAACGGGUGACCCCCGUGAGCGUACAUGCUUUCAACGCUGCGGGGAGGUGGCGGGUCGCAAAGCGGCUUGCGAUCUGCUCUGUGGAGUCGCAAGGACUUGAAGUGAAAUAUUCUGAGAUAGCUUCAGAAUGCAUAGCUUAA